Messenger RNA from Dermatophagoides farinae (American house dust mite), 750 nucleotides. Its product is annotated as succinate dehydrogenase cytochrome b560 subunit. Gene Ontology annotation, cellular component: respiratory chain complex II (succinate dehydrogenase); membrane. The record is from RefSeq and is a predicted model, not a curated record. Gene Ontology annotation, biological process: mitochondrial electron transport, succinate to ubiquinone; tricarboxylic acid cycle. NCBI's taxonomy places the organism in Eukaryota, Metazoa, Arthropoda, Arachnida, Sarcoptiformes, Pyroglyphidae. Gene Ontology annotation, molecular function: electron transfer activity.
AAAAAAACUUUUUGAAGGUUGAUUCAUGGUUAUUAUUUUCAGAAUUUGAAACAAAACUUGGUUUUUUUCAAAAACAACUUACAAUGUUGAUUACAAGAAUUAUAACAUUAUAUUCUCGUGGACAAAGCAAAAACAUAGCAGCCAAAAUUGGUCAACAAAUACGAAAUGAUUCAACGUUUACUAAAGAAGCUGAAAAAUUUAUGGCCAAACAUGCAAAACGUGGCAGUCCUCAAAGUCCAUAUAUGUUAGGCCUUACUUAUAAAAUUCAAUUGACAUCAAUGUUAUCAUUAACACAUCGUAUUACUGGUGUCGGUCUCGGUUUGAUCAUCUAUGGUUUCGGUAUUGCUGAAUUAUUAUAUUCGAAUAAGAAUUAUUCACAAUUGUUGGAUUCAUAUUCGUCUGCAAUUCCUUGUACAUCGAUUUUUAAGGUCAUGUGUGGAACUGCCUUAGCAUAUCAUACUUUCAAUGGAAUUCGUCAUCUUUGCUGGGAUAUGGGUUAUGGAUAUUCAUUACCACGUCUCUAUCUUACCGGUUAUGCUGUUCUCGGAUUGACAGCACUUUGCAUGGUAGCCAUGAUGGCUAAACAAUAGCUGUAUAACGUAAAGAUAUAAACAGAUUCAAUAAUUGGAACCAAAUUUAAAAUAUUUAGGGAAUCUUAAAAAUAGACCCUCUUUGUUGAUAUACUUAAAAAUUGGUUUAUUUAUUUACAAAUAAAAAUCAAAAAGAAAUUGAAAAAAAAUGAAAUUUGAA